Notolabrus celidotus (New Zealand spotty) is the source of this 3513-nucleotide messenger RNA. RefSeq names its product engulfment and cell motility 3 (gene elmo3). Gene Ontology annotation, biological process: actin filament organization; cell motility. The transcript is spliced from 21 exons. The coding region runs from base 296 to 2443 and encodes 715 amino acids. NCBI's taxonomy places the organism in Eukaryota, Metazoa, Chordata, Actinopteri, Labriformes, Labridae. The record is from RefSeq and is a predicted model, not a curated record.
CCUGAAUUUGUCUGACUUCACUUAAACCCUCGACCGAUCGACUCAAACCAACCCGGAACUUUUAACUCAACUAAAACAUUCUUUUAAACUAAUCCAAGGAGUUCCCUCGCCCUCGAGCAGCUCCGAUGGUUUUAUCAGGAAGAGGUUCCUCUGCGGCCUGACUGAGUCUGAGUUCAGGGGAGGAGGAUUUGCAAAUGUGUCUCGGUCCCACUGCGGCGGUUCCUGCAGGACAGUAACCCUCGACUUGUCUCUACAAACCAGCUGGAGGAGAGAGGUGGAGUCACGAGGUGCCAUCAUGCCUCAACAGAAGGACAUCGUGAAGAUCGCCAUCCAGAUGCCGGGGGCUUACCCUCAGCUUAUACAACUGGACCAGAAAAAGCCUCUGUCUGCUGUGAUAAAGGAGGUGUGUGAUGGCUGGAAUCUCCCAGGUCAUGACAACUAUGCUCUGCAGUAUGCCGAUGGAGUCCAGACGUACAUCACUGAAUCUAAUCGUCUGGACAUCAAGAACGGCUGCAUUCUGCGUCUGACCAAGGCACCGGGUCGGUGUGCAGAAGACCUGUUCAAAGGCAUCCAGAGCUCGGAUGCAGGUGUCCGAUGUGAUUCCCUGAAGGAGCUGGCCAGUGUGUCCACAGACGUCACAUUCGCUCAAGAGUUCAUCAGCCGGGACGGACACCUCUUAUUGGUCAAGAUAGUAGAGGACUCAAAGGAGAGUAAUGUGAUCAUGACCCACACGCUGACAGGCUUCAUGGAGCUGAUGGAUCAUGGGAUAGUCUCCUGGGAGAAUCUCUCGACAGUCUUCAUCAAGAAGAUUGCUAGCUUCGUCAACGCCAAGCCAACCGAUGCGUCGAUACAGCAGGUGUCCUUGGACAUCCUGGAGAGCAUGGUCCUGAGCAGUCACAGCCUCUUCUUACAGGUCAAACAAGAAAUCACCAUGGAGAGGCUCAUCGCUCACCUGCAGGUGACGAACCAGCAGAUUCAGACCAAAGCCAUGGCCCUGCUCAUGGCUCUCCUGCAGACAGCUGGAGACUCAGACAGACAGGACAUGUUUGCGUUCCUGAAUAAGAGGAAUCUCCGUCAGUACAUCUACAAAAACAUCAUCCACAGUUCUGGAGCGGUCCAGGAUGAGAUGGCUCACUACCUCUACGUGCUGCAGUCAGUCACCCUGAAUCACCUGGAGCCUCGCAUGAGGACGCCUCUGGACUGUUACAACCAGGAGCAGAGAGACAUCCUUCACGGUCUGCGUCAGGCGGCUUUCGAGACAGAAAGUGAGAACAGUCUGAGCCACGAGAGACGACGCUCGCUCUGCGCCAAAGAGUUCAAGAAGUUAGGCUUCUCUAAUAACAGUAACCCCGGCCAGGACUUGGUGCGAACGCCGCCUGGUCUGUUCGCUUUGGACACCAUGUAUUAUUUUGCGGCUCGUUAUCCUGACGCCUACAGCAGGUUUGUCCUGGAGAACAGCAGCAGAGAAGACAAACAUGAGUGUCCGUUUGCGAGGAGCAGCAUCCAGCUCACGCUCAUCCUGUGUGAAAUCCUUCGAAUCGGAGAGCCUCCCUCAGAGACAGGGUCAGACUACCACCCCAUCUUCUUCAGUCAGGACCGGCUGAUGGAGGAGCUUUUCUGUGUCUGCAUUCAGCUGCUCAACAAGACCUGGAAGGAGAUGAGAGCCACACAGGAGGACUUUGACAAGGUGAUGCAGGUGGUGAGGGAGCAGAUCACCAGGACGCUGUCCAGUAAGCCGACCUCCCUGGAGCUCUUCAAGAACAAAGUGAACGCUCUGAACUACAGCGAGAUCCUCAAACUGCGGCAGACAGAACGACUGCACCAAGAAGAGACUCUGGCUCCUCCUGUGCUUGAACUCAAAGAGCGUCUGAAGCCAGAGCUACUGGAGUUGAUCCGCCAGCAGAGACUCAACAGGCUGUGUCAGGGAACGAUGUUCAGGAAGAUCAGCAGCCGACGCAGACAGGAUAAACUGUGGUACUGCCGCUUGUCGCCAAAUCACAAAAUGCUUCACUACGGUGACGUGGAGGAAGACACAGAAAACCCAGCGAUAGAAAGUCUGCAGGAGAAGAUUCCUGUAGCAGACAUCAAAGGCCUGCUGACAGGGAAAGACUGUCCUCACAUGAAGGAGAACAAAGGCAAACAGAACAAGGAAGUGCUGGACCUGGCAUUCAGUAUCACUUAUGAUGUAGAAGAGUACAGCCUGAACUUCAUCGCGCCCUCCAGAACUGACUUCUGCCUGUGGACAGAUGGACUCAGCGUCCUCCUGGGCCGGGAGAUGAGCAGCGAGGCCAUGCGCAGUGAGCUGGAGAUUCUCCUCUCCAUGGAGAUUAAGCUCCGCCUCCUGGAUUUGGAGAACGUUCCCAUUCCUGAGAGCGCACCGGUCAUCCCGAAACCACCAAGCAACUACAACUUCUGCUACGACUUCAGCCAGACGGAGCAGUAGAGCGUGUGCAUUCAAGAGAGCGCACAGGAUGUGUGAAUGUGUAAUUAUACUGUGUGUGUGUGAGUGAGUGUGUGUGUGUCUGAAACAAGAGUGUGUGAUGGGAUCUGCAUCUAUGCACUUACUCCUUUAACACAGAUUUUUUUAUUCUUCCUCUGUGGCCUCCUUCUUUACACUCAAGUGAAACCUGAGCACACCUGUGGAAAGUGACUUUAAUCUUCUCUGGUGUUUCCAGGUGUGGACUGAGGCUGAACAUUUUCACUUCUAAUCUGGGACACACUUUUUCAGGUCGUCACUGCGGUCACACUUCCUCUUGUCGGCUGUCUGGACACUUCUACACAGCCACAUAAAAAACACUCGGACAGAUGAGAUUAUUCUUACACAGUAGAGUCACUGACUUGAGUAAUGGUACUUUAAUUUUGUUUGUAAUCGUUUUAUAUUUUUAAAUAUAUCUAAAACUAUGUUUGAAACAUGGAAUAUUCUUGUUUGUAUACUCUUUGAUUUCCUGUUGCUUUCUGAAGCAUUAAGACGAGCUCAGUGCUUCCUCAGGUUGUGGCACAUAAAACACAUUUCUAAGGUAUGAAAGACAGGUGGUUUGUUCUUUUCGUGUUUGAUGACAUGAUGCUUCAAUAAAGAUGAAAACACGCAGGUACUCACCUCGUACGGAUCCCAGCAGCUCACCGUGAUUACUGUAGAUCAGGAAACUGAACAGAUUGAUGUUUAGGUACCAAACUGACCUUCUCUCUUUGUUUUUAACUAAAGGUUUGAUGAUGCAUGUGUGUGACACAGUGAUCACCCUGGCUUCUAAACUCAUCCUUUGUAUCGCAGGUACUUUCAUUACAAUGAUUGAGCACUCAGCGGUGACGCUCUCACAGCUUCAUGUGAUCUGACGCAGCUCUACAGCAGAGUGUUUGAGGGUUUCUGCCUCUCUUCCUGGUAGCAGGUUAUUUCAUUUCAGCAGUCACGACUGUGACCCUGCAGUGCAUUUCUCAUAUGUGAUGAGACUCCAUUGAAUUGUUCCCUUUGGGUGACUCCACAUGAAUAAACUGACGUAUACAGAGGAAACAAACAAA